AUGCUACGAAUAUCCCACCGAUGUCCAUUGUGGGAUCCCGGCGCCCUCGCAAAGGCAUUCAACCUGCCAUGGCAGCCUUCACGUACGGCGGCAACGCUACGGACGCGCAGACCGUCUCGAAUGACCCUUUCGGAGCGAGUGGCUAAAGGACCAGCCUCAGCGGAUAGCGGAGGCAGAGCAGUGAAGAAGUCCAGGAAUACUCCCUUUGGUGGCAUGAAUGUGACCGAGGCACCACGGCAGUUGCAGUAUGAGCUUGGAAGGAACAAGAUCUCGGCCGCGGAGCGCAAACGCCAAACGAGAAUGAAGCCCGGGAAGGACAAGGAGCAGAAGACGAAAGAUCCUAUGAAAGCGUUGAAGAUGCAGCGUCGAUUGACAAGCGUCUCCUACGAGAAGCGCAACAGGAUUAAACAAGAGCUCACGAGCCGCGAUAGCUUUGAUGAAUUCGAUCUGCUUCCGUCCAUCCUCACUUCCAUCUCUUCACAGGCUUUGGGUGGAUUGGUGGACGUGUCUCCUACUCCGAUCCAAAGGCUUGCGAUACCAGUGCUGCGAGGAACCGAGGAUGGCAAGAGACGGAAGAAGAAGGGCAAAGUUGUAGUUGAGAAGCCGAAGGAGAUGGCGCAGUUCUUGUUGGCCGCAGAGACAGGGUCAGGAAAGACCUUGGCAUACGUGCUUCCCAUCAUUGAUGCGAUCAAGCGUGCGGAAAUGGCCGAGAAGGAGCAAGAAGCAGCUGAAGAAGCGGAAAAGGAGGCCGAUAAAACCCGAUUUGGAAAGACAUUUGAAUUGGAGUCUCCUGAGGUCAAUGAGCCGCACUCGUCUGCUGGCCGCCCAAGAGCGAUCAUCCUGCUUCCCACCGCUGAGUUGGUCGCUCAGGUUGGCGCGCUGGUUAAAAGCCUGUCCCACACGGUCAAGUUUCGCUCUGCCAUGAUCAGCGCCGCCUUCUCGGGCACCAUCAUUCGCAACCGACUGUUUUCUCCGGGGGGCAUCGACGUUGUCAUCUCCACGCCGCACUUGCUGAGCAGCAUCACUGAGAGCGACCCAAACAUACUUUCGCGCGUCACCCAUCUCGUCAUCGAUGAAGCCGACAGCUUGUUAGACAGAUCCUUCAGCCCAAUCACUUCUGCAAUCAUCGACCGCGCAACGCCUUCUCUGGAACAACUUAUCCUGUGCUCUGCAACCAUUCCCCGUAGCCUAGAUUCUUACUUGAACAAGCGAUACCCCGAGACUAAACGCCUUGCAACGCCAAAUCUGCACGCUAUUCCUCGUCGUGUACAGCUAAGCGUUGUUGACAUCGAAAAGAUUCCCUACCAAGGAAACCGCGACCUAGCCUGUGCGCAAACCAUCUGGGAUAUCGGCAAGGAAGCCGCGACGGACGGCGAAGACCUUGAGAAGAAAAUCGUCGUAUUUGUCAACGAACGCGAGAAGACCAUUGAGCUGGCCAACUACCUCCAUUCAAAAGGCAUCAGCGCCAACGCGUUGUCAAGAGAUAGUGACGACCGCAAGCAGGCAGAGACUCUGGCUGCCUUCACUACGGGUAAGCUGGCGAAGGACAACAACGAAAACAAGAAGAGCGACAAACGUGAGCGCCCAGAACCUUUCCCUUUCGCGAUCAGUCCCAGCGAGCUCGGCGAGACUCCACGCCAACCUGCCCGCCGCCUUCAAAACACUAGAGUCCUCGUCAUGACAGACAUUGGCUCUCGCGGUAUCGACACUCUUCUCGUCAAACAUGUCAUUCUGUACGAUGUACCCCACACGAGUAUCGAUUUCAUCCAUCGUCUUGGCCGUGUUGGCCGUAUGGGCAGGAGAGGACGAGGAAUCGUACUUGUGGGCAAGAACGAUCGCAAAGACGUUGUGAAGGAAGUGCGAGAGGGAAUGUUUAAAGGACAAGCCCUUAUCUGA
Lecanosticta acicola is the source of this 1896-nucleotide messenger RNA. Lineage: Eukaryota; Fungi; Ascomycota; Dothideomycetes; Mycosphaerellales; Mycosphaerellaceae. The record is from the annotation of a GenBank genome assembly.